CAGCAUCAUGCAUGCACUGCUGGUAGCAGUAACAGCAGCAGCGGCGGCUCGAGACAUUGGCUUGCUGCAGCCACACACAAACACAUCCGAUCGAGAGGUGGUAGCUGCUGUUGCGUGAACGGCGGUCAUCCGAUCAGCGGAUAACGCAAUGGCGCCGGCGAGCUCGUCGUCCCCGGCGGCCGUGAAGAUGGCGUCGGACGGGGUGUGGCAGGGCGAGAACCCUCUGGACUUCGCGCUGCCGCUGCUCGCCGUGCAGAUCGCCGUCGUGCUCGCGGUCACGCACGGCCUCGCGCUCGCGCUCAGGCCGCUGCGCCAGCCGAAAGUCGUCGCCGAGAUCCUGGGUGGCAUCUUGCUGGGGCCGUCGGCGCUGGGCCGGUGGGGCGCCUUCCGCCGCACCAUCUUCCCGGAGUGGAGCGCCGCGGCGCUGGACACCGUGUCGGGCCUCGGCCUGCUGCUCUUCCUCUUCCUGGUCGGCCUCGAGCUCGACUUCCGCGCCGUGCGCCGCGCGGGGCCGCGCAGCGUGGCGGUCGCCGUGGCGGGCAUCGUGCCGCCGUUCCUCAGCGCGCCGGGCCUCGCGGCGCUGCUGAGGCUCGCCGUCCCAGCCUCAGCCCACGCCGCGUUCCUCACGCUCUGCGUGUUCGUCGGCGCCGCGCUGUCGGUGACGGCGCUGCCCGUGCUCGCCUGCAUCCUCAAGGAGCUCGGCCUCCUCGGCGCGCCGCUCGGCGAGACCGCCAUGGCCGCCGCCGCGGUGAACGACGUCUUCGCGUGGGCGCUCCUCGCGCUCGCGGUCGCCGUCUCCGGCGGCGGAGGCGGGGCCAGGGGCUCCCCGCUCGCGCCUGUCUACAUCCUCGCCUCGGGGUCAGCCUUCGUGGCGUUCAUGCUGUGCGCGCUCCGCCCGCUGAUGGCGCGCCUGGCGCGCCGCGCGGGCCCCGACCGCGGCGCGGCGCUGGCCUCCUCGGGCGCCGUUGUGGCGUGCGCCCUGCUGGCUGGCGCGGCGACCGACGCCAUCGGCGUGCAUCCCGUGUUCGGCGCGUUCGUGUUCGGGCUGUCCGUGCCGCGGGAGGGCGGCCUCGCGGAGCGCGCGGGCGAGAAGGUGGCGCCGCUGGUGUCCGGGCUGAUGCUGCCGCUCUACUUCGCCACCAGCGGGCUGCACACCGACAUCGACACCGUCCGCGGCGCCGCCGCCUGGGGCAUGGUCGCGCUUGUCGUGGCCGUGGCCUUCCUGGGGAAGUUCGGCGGCACGUUCGCGGUGGCCGCCUGGACCGGCAUGGCCAGGCGCGAGGCCGCCACGCUCGGCGUGGCCAUGAGCGCCAAGGGGCUCGUCGAGCUCAUCGUGCUCAACAUCGGCAAGGAGAGGAAGGUGCUGGAUGACGCAACGUUCGCCAUCUUCGUGAUCAUGGCGCUGACAACGACGGUGCUCGCGACGCCGUUCAUGACUGCUCUGUACCGCAGCACGCCGACGGCGACCACACCGGAGAGCGACGGGACCGAGCUCAAGGGCGGCGACGCCUGCCCGGCUUAGCUACCUCAAGCCGCGAGAAAUUCAGAGUGAUCGCUCUUUGCUGUAUAUGCAUAGUAUAUUGCUAUAUUAGUAUGCUGACCGAUCGCUGUUCAGGGGCAGGGUUGCAUAUGUGUAAUAUCCGAACUUAAUAACUGUUGUCGUGUGGAACAUUAGUACUAUGUGUGUUUGCUAUAACCGCAGGAGAUAAACCUCACUGCCUCACUUGGUUCAUGUCAAAUCUCUCAAGUUUCUAGCUCCCCAGACAGCAGGCUAUGAAUCCGGAGAUCCAAACAAAGAUGUUAGGGUGCAAAUUAGUGACCUUUAGGUGCAUUUUUAACACUCUUUAGUUCAAAUAUCUGUGCUAAUUUUCUAAAAUAGGACACCAUUUUGGAGAAAUAGCAUAAAUAUUAUAUUUGAACUAAAGAGGGUGUACACCUAAGGGUCACCAAUUUGCACCCUACAGAGAUCCAUGGAGAAGGUUUAGCUUAAUGUGAUUUAAGAUUUUACUAGCAUUGUGUAUCUAUUGUAGUAUGUAAACAAUUUUUCUUUUCAAAUAAGUCAUAUUUUUUGGCUCUUGAGUAA
Messenger RNA from Panicum hallii, 2083 nucleotides. Its product is annotated as cation/H(+) antiporter 20-like. Bases 149 to 1522 code for a protein of 457 amino acids. The record is from RefSeq and is a predicted model, not a curated record. Gene Ontology annotation, molecular function: antiporter activity. The transcript has 3 exons. NCBI's taxonomy places the organism in Eukaryota, Viridiplantae, Streptophyta, Magnoliopsida, Poales, Poaceae. Gene Ontology annotation, biological process: proton transmembrane transport; regulation of pH. Gene Ontology annotation, cellular component: endomembrane system; membrane.